This is a messenger RNA of Drosophila subobscura, 9237 nucleotides long. RefSeq names its product nephrin (gene sns). Gene Ontology annotation, molecular function: protein binding. The coding region runs from base 528 to 5213 and encodes 1561 amino acids. The record is from RefSeq and is a predicted model, not a curated record. Lineage: Eukaryota; Metazoa; Arthropoda; Insecta; Diptera; Drosophilidae. The transcript is spliced from 23 exons.
GGCACAGUAAGAGGCAGUUGGCAUUUUUCGGUUACGGGUUCGGUGCCCCAUCGGUGCCCCCCAUCGUAGUCAUCGUCGUGGUCGUGGUCGUGGUCGCCGUCGUCGUCGUCGGUCAUGUCACAUGUCCUGGUGGCACCCGCUGCCGCCUUGUGCGUCUGACGCCGCCGCCGCACCGGCAGUUGGAAUAAUGCGGCGCUAGGGCCCCAGAGAGAGGAGAGAGACUUUCGCGAGUGUCGAGUCGGCUGAGAAUUGAAAUUGGAAAUUGUUGUGGCCAAAAGAAGGGGCACGUCAGUUGCCGGUGGCAAAAGUGAAGAAGAAACCAAAAUAAAUGUGUGCCAUUAAUUGCUGGGAGCCAAACAAGCAGCAGCAGCAGCAGCAACGGCAACGGCAGUGGCAGUGGCAGUGUUCUAGCGUUCAGUUCUGAGUGCGGUUUCAUGCAGCAUUAGUGUGGUGUGGCAAGUGGUGCAAGAACACACAUCUAUAGAAACAACAACAGAGGCAGCCCCACUAACUAGUGUUUAAAAGAAAUGGCCUGCAACAUGGCUCUGAGUCCGGUAUUAACAAAGGAAGAGGCACAGCAGCAACAGCAGCAACAGCAGCAGCCACAACAGCAGCACAAUCAGGCGUUGCAGCAACAACAAACCAAAUGGCAGCAACAUGCAACAAAACGUCGACGUUGCCAUCAACAUUGGAUUAAACAUCUUCAAAUACUGGCAAUGGCUGUCAUCGCCCUGUCCCUGACCGGCCUCGCCCCCUGCCACGCCCAGCAGCAAAAGUUCCGCACCACGCCCCACGAUCUGCAAGUGCUCGAGGGUGCCGAGGCCAUGAUGCGCUGCGAGGUGACCAAUGUGGCCGGAGCCGUGCAAUGGACAAAGGACGGCUUCGCCCUGGGCUUCUCCGCCGUGAUCCCGGGCUUUCCGCGCUACUCAGUGCUCGGCGACCGGAAGCAGGGCGUCUACAAUCUGCGCAUCUCGAAUGCGUCCAUCAACGACGAUGCGGAGUACCAAUGCCAGGUGGGACCCGCCCGCCUCAACUCGGCCAUCCGAGCAAAUGCCAAACUUACUGUCAUAUCUCCGCCUGCCUCGAUCGAGAUCAAAGGCUACAGCCACAACUCCAAGGUUGAGGUGCGCGAGAAUCAGGACCUGCAGCUCAAGUGCAUUGUGGCCAAUGCAAAGCCGGCGGCUCAAAUUGUCUGGUAUCGCGGCAACGUGGAAUACAAGCCAGAAAAACGCGAUGAUCUGGUGGAGGAAACCAUACCGAAACGAUGGACUACCACGUCAAGCCUGAAGCUGAAGCCGGGCUCCGAUGAUGACUACACGGAAUAUACGUGCCAGGCCAAGCACAAGGCCCUCUCACCGGACAUGCCCAUGCGUGCCACCGUGCAACUGUCCGUGUUGUAUCCCCCGGGGCCGCCCUAUAUCGAGGGCUAUUCGCAGGGCGACACACUGAGGCGUGGCCAGAGCGUGGAGCUAAUGUGCCGCAGUCGCGGUGGCAAUCCGCCCGCACAGCUUAUUUGGUACAAGAACGGAUCCCAGAUACGCAUGGCCUACAGAACCGCUGGACGUUUGUCGGAGAAUAUUUAUGCGUUUACCGCUGAGGCUGGGGACAACAAGGCCCGUUUCCGUUGCGAGGCGAGCAACGUAAUGUCCCAGACGCCGCUCAAGGCGGAAGUGGAUCUAUCUGUCCUGUUUGCACCCACGCACGUCACCGUAAUGGGACCCACAGAGGCGCGCGUCGGCGACGUUGUGCCACUGACAUGCAACACAGCGCCAUCGAAUCCACCUGCGGAGAUCAAAUGGAUGGUGGGCGGUCGGCAGGUGCGCAACACAACCUUCAGCAAGAUUAUCAGCCCCGAAGGCGGUUGGACGAGCAGCUCCAACAUCACCGCCAUUGUGGAGCCCCACAAGCGCUCCCUGGUCGUCAUCUGCCACGGCCUCAACAUGCAGCUAACGGAGAAUGUGGUCUCCACCCACACGAUCAAUGUUCUGUAUCCUCCCGCACCGCCAUUAAUUUCCGGCUAUAUAGAAGGACAAAUUAUACCGGCUGGCUCUGUGCAAAAACUCCUUUGCGUUUCAUCAGGCGGCAAUCCGUUGGCGACGCUCACGUGGUACAAAAACGACAAGAGGAUCAAUUCGGUGAUACGAGCGGCAGACAAGUCUGUUUCGGCGGAAAUCACCAUCCUGGCGAAUGUGACGGACAACCAGGCGCAGUAUCGCUGCGAGGCCUCCAACAGCGCCACAGAAAUCCCUCUCUUUCAGUCCACGACACUUAGCGUGCAUUUUGCCCCGGAGACGGUCAAGAUACGCAUUGAACCGGAAGAGCUGCGACCUGGCAUGCAGGCAGCCAUCAUCUGUGACUCCAGCUCCAGCAAUCCGCCGGCAAAGCUGUCCUGGUGGAAGGACGGCAUCCCCAUUGAAGGCAUUAAUAACACAUCCAAGCCGGGGCUCUGGGGCGGCACGGUAUCCACGCUGGAGUUCAGGGUAAACAUCACACAGGAAAUGAACGGCGUGGUCUACACUUGCCAGAGCGCCAACGAGGCAUUGCAGCGCAGCGUCCACGAGGCCAUCAGCCUGGAUGUCCUGUAUCGGCCCAAGUUUGUGCCACCGCCCUCAUCGACAGCCGUCGGCGUGGAGGGUGAGUCCCUCCAGGUGGCGCUCCAGACGAAGGCCAACCCGACAGCGGUGGAGUACAAGUGGACCAAGGAUGGCAGCACGAUACCGCAGGGCGGCGAGCAUCGCAUCUUUGCCGACGGCGGCAGCCUCAACUUCUCGCGGCUGCAUCGCGACGAUGCGGGGGUCUACUCGUGCAGCGCCAGCAAUACGCAGGGCAAGGCCACGCUGAACAUCACCGUCGUGGUGGAAUAUGGCACCACCAUUAAAGCCGUGUCGGAGAACAUCAUUGUGAAUCCCGGCGAGGACGCGAUGCUCUCGUGCAGCGUGGAGGGGAAACCGCUCACCGAGGAGCACGUGAAGUGGGAGCGCGUGGGCUAUGACAUGACCGUGAAAACAUCGACGACCUUUGCCAAUGGCACCUCCUAUCUGCACCUCAAGAAUGCCCAGCGCGAGGAUGUGGGCAAUUUCCGAUGUGUGGCCGACAAUCGAGUGGCCAAUCCCACCAACCGAGAUGUCCUGCUCAUUGUCAAAUUUGCUCCGGAGAUAACCAAGUCACCGACCAUGAUGCGAGCGGCCAGCGGCACGGGGGAGCGGGGCAGGCUGCCAUGCCGCGCCCAGGCAUCUCCGAGGCCGCAGUUCAUCUGGCGGCAGGACAAGAAGGAUCUGCCCAUCAAUCGCACCUACAAGUACGAGGUGGAGGAGCGCAAGAUAGACUCCCUGACCUACGAGUCCGCCCUCAUUGUCGACAAGGUGGCGCCCGCCGACUACGGGGCCUACGAGUGCAUUGCCCGCAACGAGCUGGGCGAGACCAUUGAGACGGUGCGCCUGGAAAUUACCUCACAGCCGGAUCCACCGCUCAGCCUCAACAUACUGAAUGUGACCCACGAUGCCGUCACUGUGGCCUGGACACCUGGCUUCGAUGGUGGCCUAAAGGCAUCCUAUCGUGUGCGAUAUCGAAUCGUCGACCGGGAGCAGUACAAGUACAUUGAUGGGCUGCCGAAUAGCCACAAGCUGACCAUUGCCGGACUACGCAUGGAUACGCUCUAUCUGUUCUCGGUGAUGGCAUGGAACGAGCUCGGCCAGAGCGCCUACCUGCCGGACCUGACGCGGGCCCAAACCAAAGAGGCGCCACCGCCCUCACAGCCGGCAUCAUCGCUGGGCGGCGGACCACCAACCACCAGUCAGACCCCACUGGGCGGCACAUCGGCCAUGCUGCUGGUCGGAGUCGGUGCCGGCAUUGUUGUUGUGCUCCUCAACGUGUUUGUCAUCGGCUGUUGUCUGCACAAACGGAACGAGAAGCGGCUCAAACGUGGACUUGAACUGAUGCCAGCGGAGUUGAGCGAGGACUCGGCGGCGGGCAACAUACCGAACCUGGUCAUAAUUGGCAUCUCCCUGGCGGCCUUCGGCUUUCUGCUGGUCAACGCGGCCCUCGUCGCCUGGUUCUUUGUGCAUCAGCGUCGCAAGAAAGUGUCGGAAACUACAAAUCAACCAGGAAAAACGGCAACCAUCGAGAUGUACGCGCCCAGUUCGUAUAAUGACACCGUCACCGGCGAGACGCUGUCCAGCGUUUCGGAGAAGAGCGAAUCCUAUUCGAAUGAGGGCGGCAGCCAGCCGGAAUAUAUUGAUGAAGCGAGGAAAAAGGCGGCAUCAACAUAUCUGGUGGAGGGCGCGGAUAUGCCACCACCCAGAUAUCAAAAGGAUGGCACCCUGCCAGUAUUAUAUCCGAAUAAUAUUGUGAAUGCCUGCACGUUGCCACACCCGAGGCACAACAAUGGAAAUGCCACCGCCAUCCAUAUGAGCCGGGAUGAUCAGAUGCUAAUCAGCAAGGGCAUUUAUAUACCGUCCCCAUCGCCAGCGCCGCCGCCAGAUGGCUCCUACUAUAAUAUGAACAGCGACAGAUAUCUGUCCUAUCCGCCAAUGGAAUACCCAGCCGCCCUGGACUUCAGCGCCGCCCCACCCAUGUCCAUGGCGCAUCUGCAGCCCAUUACAGUGACGUCACAGGCGGCGGCGCUGCUGGCCAGCAAUGGCGGAGCGACGCUCAUGGGCAACGGAACGGCAGGAGGAUCGGGCACACUGAGACGCGGCAUAUUGCGCGGAAUACCACAGCCGGAUGUCACCCACCACACGACAGCGGUCAGCGGCAGUCCCAUGCAGAUGCUGCACGACCUGCAUCCCGUCAAUCUGAGCGCCACCACGCUCACCACGAGCACCAUGCUCAAUGGCAGCAUGACGACGGCUGCGACCACGAGCACGCUGCCCCGCCAGCCCCACGGUAUCCUUAAGGAUCCCAACCGUAGCAAGCAGCAGCAGCAGCAGCAGCUCCAACAGCAACACCAACUGCAGCACCAGCAUCAGCAGCUUCUGAAUGCCAGCCUAGUGGGUGUGGGUGUGCCUGUUUCCGCGCCCAUGGGCAGCCUGCAGAUACUCAAUCUGCCAGCACAGGGCGGCGGCAUGGGCAGCAACCUACUGAUGACCACCAGCGCCACCUACGACCCCACGGGAGCGGCCAUGAGCAGUUUCAAUGGGGGCGCCGCAGUCUCCGCUGCCUCCGCCGGUGGCAUCCCGGUGGCCUACACAGAUGCGGACGGGCAUCUCGUAUAGCUGUAGGCUGAGGCUGGUGUCCCAAUUGCCACCAGCGGCGGCGGCAGCAGCAGCAGCCACAGCAACAACAACACUGAAUCCCGAUACUAGUGCCCCGGAUUGGAGGGGCGCGGGGUGCAGCAGGCAGCUAUGAAGUUAACCUAUCGUCAACCUACCUAACAUAUACAUAACAAAAACAUAUAUACAUAUAUAUCUAAGCUAUGUAGUCUAGGAGCUUUCUCUUCUGUGGGUUGCAGUAUCCAAUAUCCCAUCCAUCUCCGUUUCUACGGCUACGGGGCUCCCAGGUUGCCGGCGGAAGCGGUUGUCCAGCGGACAGGCACUAACGUUCCUCCCAUUACCUUAUUCAAAUCAGCCAACGAAUUAGUUUAUGCAAAUUUUAUCAAGCAUUUUUGUUGGAUCUGUCUGUCUUUUUUCGUUAAUGCCCCAACAGGGCCCCCUCCGCCACAAUGGUUGGGUGUUUAUUUAGAUAAGAAAAGCGGCAGCAGGCAGAGUGGUGGGCGUUGGGGGAGUGAGCAUAAUUUCGCAGAGAGUUUUACUAAUUAGCCGGCAGCAGGAAUAACAAAAACGUUCAACAGAAGCGCAAUGGCAGUGGCAGUGGCACCACCAGUAAGUUUCUGGAGGAGGCAAGUGAAAAUAAUUUGAAAUUUUCUUUAGUGGAACGCGAAACGGUCCAAAGCCGUUUGACAGCUCCCUGGGGCGUGCUAGGGGCUCAAGUCGACUGGGCACGUGAUUGCCCUGGACGGCAACCAGCAGCAGCAGCAGCAUCGGCAUUGGCACCGGCACCGGCACCAGCACCGGUCGUGGCCAUGGUCGCCAAAAGUUGAAGGUUGACAGCCGCUGGAAGCUGCUCCCCAGCUUCUAGAAAAUAUUGACAGGCCCCCCACUCAUUGUAGCGCUGAAAAAGCAGGACUCUUGACUACAAGGACACCCUACAAAUAGGAUUCAAAGACUUACAAAACAGGCAGAGGAAUUAAUUGUACAUCAGAAUGCCAGGAAGAAACCAAUUGAUAAUUCUUGUUGACAUAUUUUCAACUUAUAUUUCUAAAUUUUGAUAUUUCUGUAUUCCCAUUUGAUUGUUGAAAACCAAUAUUCCCGUUUCUAUAUAAUUGCAAAAAUUGUAGGAGCGCUGGGGGAGCCUUGAAAUUCAUUAUUCAGACUCUUCUGUAAACACAUUCAUGGCAAACGAUACUUAUAUACCAGAUCCCCCCAUGGACGGAAUGACAGGCCCUGCCACGCCCCACAGUCACACAGCAGUAUAUCCUUCAGAAGGCAUUCAUCGAGUACUAGUCGGAGUGGAGUGGAGUGGAGUGGAGGGGAGCUUUUGCCGCACAUAAACAGUUUUCAUUUGCCACUCGACGCAGUUCAGCGAGCGUGACAUGGGGAAAAUCUUUGGAUGUGGAAAUGGGAUUGGUAGGGGGGGAGGGAAACUAGAAUUAGAACAGAGAAUCGGUAUGGGAAUGGGAGGCGCCCAUUAGCUGUGGCAUUGAAGACAAUCUGAGAACUUCUAGAACCCUUGUUGAAGCCUUGUUGAGGCGAAAAGCAUAAAACACAGGCGCUCGGCUCUGUUCACUUCUUGAAUGCCAGUGGCUUUGGCUUUGACUUUCUAGCUCUCGAGAUCUUCAAGCAUCGGGUAUAAUUGCUCCAGCUUCAGCUGCAGCUCCAGUUCCAACUCCUUGAAACAGAUAGGGAGUGUGUGUGUGUGUGUGUGGAUUUUAAUAUUCAUUUAGUUGUAAUUGCUGGAUAUACUCGCACAGAGGGAGCAGCAGCUACGUCUGUCUGCUGUGGAUUAUCACAAAUGAAUAACUGCUCUGCUCUGCUUUGAUUUUUUGGGAAUUUCAAGAUGAUGGUGGCAAGAAAUGGAAAAGAAAACCCAAGGAAAACUCGCUUGACUGUGUAAUUAAAAGUGAAAUUAUCUUUGAAAUUAACGCAUAGACAAAGGCAAAAAGAAAACCACCCGCAAAAGACAAAGACAACGACAAAGGAGGAAUCCUCCAAAGAAGCGAAGAAAAAUGCGCGAAAUGCAGAAAAUGGAAUUAAGAAUUAAAAUGAAAAUGAAAAUGAAGAUGAAGCCACUAUUGUAUGCGAGUGGCUGUGUGAAUCUGUGUAUGCCCAACCACGCCCACGCAUUGUACGUACUUACGUAUCUCUUCGUUUUGCUGGAGAGGAUUUCCGCUAUUGAAUAAUUGUGAUUGUACUUGCCACAGAUAAAUGUUAAAUGAGCAGGAAAAUUGCGCGCAUUAUAAUCCUGCGUGUCUGCGUGUAGGGAUGGAGAGGAGGGAGGGUAGGUCAUAACCUGUUGUUCAAGGCAUUUCUGUGGGCCCCCAAACAUAUGAAUUCAUUUUGAGUUUUGAGAAUAAGAAAAAAGUGUAGUUGUGGGAAUGGAAUCUGCCGGCAGCCACAGACAAACCCAGAGACCCUGAUGGCACAUGGGAUACAUGUAACCCCGCUCUCUAUAACUUAUAGAUACGUGUAUUGUAUAGCUUAUUACCCAUCUCUUAGUGCGGCCAAAAUUGCAUUAACAAUUAGCAUUUACCCGUGUUUGAAAUGUUUAGGAUAUAGAUAAAUAUUUGUAAGUAGCUAAGGACCGCAGUCAAACCGAAUUCAAUGUCAGAACUACUCAUCCAAUCAGCAAGCAAUACCAAACAAAAACAAAGCUAAAAAAACACUUUUCCAAUUGUAUCAUACUAUUAGCGAUAACAAGCGAUGAACGAUUAACUAUAUACGACAAUUAACUAUAGACGAUUAACGAUAAAUAAAGGAUAAAUGCAGGUAUAUCGAUACACACACACACACAUACAAAACAGAAACACAAAAUGCUACAGAUUUCAUAAAUGUAAAACGUAGCAUAGAAUCUCGACUCACAACUCUUUCUCUUAGAACCCCGACAGAGCAUACAGUGCUAUAUAUAUGUAUGUAGCUAUAACUAAUACCAACCACUGUUCCAUUUGGCAGCACAUACACACAUUCUCGUUUUCCCCUUAAAAGUAUCCUAAAUGUUCGUCUGAUGUACGUUCUCUUAUGCGAAAUUUGCACAGCGAAUUUGUGUCCGAGGUCUGGUGGAAGUGAUUGAAUAAUGCGCUUGCACUCAAUACUCAAUUAUGAAAUGGAUAAUACGAGUAUCUUGUAAACUUAUCCUUAUCUCUUAGAAUUCUUAACGCCCCCCGUUAAUCCCGGUGAGCCCCGAAUCUUGUAUGUCUUCCCCGCACAUGCUUCUGAAGGAGAGUGACUCUGACGUUUGUGUUUUGCGUUUUUGUCAUUGAUUUAGGUUUAUGGUACAUUUAGUUUAGGACUUUACAUUUAACGAAAUAAGACUUAUUGUAGAUAAUUAUUUUGUUGAAAACAAUUAACGAAAAUCACAAGUGGUUCGAUGUGUACGUUUUUGCCAAAGAGAUAUAUUUGUUAAACAAAGAAAAAUAAAAAAAUAUAAAAAAACAUUGUGCUGCUUCUCUCUUUCUAUCUGUAUUUAAAUAGAUAAAUGUUCAAUUGAUGUACGACUAUGAUUACACCUAAGAUAACACCCAACUAUGUAUCAUUUGAGAGUAAAAUUCGAACAGAAGACACACAAGACUUGAAUGCUUACCAGAAACUAGAUAAAACGUGAGAGAGAUGACACAUUAAUGUUGAUGUUAAUGUUAAUUGAAACUUGAACUUAAAGUAAACGUGAGUAUGAGCGUAACAGGGGAAUGGAAUGUGAAUGUUUAUUGAAUUUUACUUAGUCUGUAUGUAUGUGUAUCUUAUUUCUGAGAUUAAAUAUAGAGAAAGGCUAAAGCAUUGUACAGUAGCCAACAAGGGAAAACAAUAAUUAAAUAAAGCAUAAGAUCUAUAAGGAUAAAUAAACACAAACACACAAACAAGAAUGCAUAGUUUAUAGACGCAAUCGCCAUCUCUGAUAAAUUGUAUAAAAAACGGAAAACCGAAAGAAAAACUCUCGUGAGAGAAUGUACCGAAAAAUGUGGAAUGUAAUGCAUAUGAAACCUAUUGCAUUUUUAAAACGAGAUCUGUUAAUAAAUGAAUAAUAUAAAAU